Messenger RNA from Dioscorea cayenensis subsp. rotundata (Guinea yam), 1213 nucleotides. Its product is annotated as MRN complex-interacting protein. Lineage: Eukaryota; Viridiplantae; Streptophyta; Magnoliopsida; Dioscoreales; Dioscoreaceae. Gene Ontology annotation, molecular function: chromatin binding. The record is from RefSeq and is a predicted model, not a curated record. The transcript has 5 exons. Gene Ontology annotation, biological process: mitotic G2 DNA damage checkpoint signaling. Gene Ontology annotation, cellular component: nucleus. The coding region runs from base 46 to 735 and encodes 229 amino acids.
AAUAGCAAUUUGGGAUCAUCUUCUUCAUCUCUCUCUCUUUCGAUCAUGGCGGAGAUCUCCUUCAUCGCUGUGCAGUGCUUCCAGUGCUCAACCAUGCAGGUAAAGCAGCAGAAGAGGAGCAGCAACAAAUGGGUGUGCGCGGUGUGCAACGAGCGGCAGUCGGUGCGGCAAAUCCACGCCCGCAGUUACCUCGCCAAAGACGUUCGCCUCUUCGUCCAGUCCUUCAACAUGUCCCGCCUCGCCCAUCCAUCCAACGUCCCUGAUCUGACCCCCCCUCUGCUCCGAUUGGACGAGGAAGCCUGUGGCACUGGAAAUAGAAGGAAGAGGAUGGAUUGGACGGAGUAUUUGGAUCCAGAUCGUGAGGAAGCAGAGAAGGAUGAAGACGGCGAUGGCGGAUCUGAAUCUGAACCAAGGAUAACUACUGAGUUGCCCCAGAAGAAACGUGGUAGGAACUUCACGAAAUACCCUGGCGUAGGCCGUGCCGGCGGGGAUGAUCUCCAGCCUAUUUCGUCCAAGAGACGAGCAGAUCAUUGCCAGGGUGCUACUUUGUCUACGAAAUGCCAGAAGAUAGAUAUGGCUAAAACAGAGUCCAAAUGGAGUGAGUAUUUGGAAGAGUGUGAUGAGGAAGAGGAGAACAAAAAUAUCAAUGCUGAUGGACAAUCGGCGUCUGGGCUGAAGUUCCAGUUUAGUGAUGUUCAAGUGGAAGAAGAAGUUCAUCCUGACUUUAAUAGAUAGCCUUCUCGAACUUCAUUCCAGUAGUUCCCUCACUCUAUUAUUUUUUAUGUCAGCCUACUUUUGCUUGUUCAAAUUACUGCAUUUAAUUUCAGUGAUGUUCUAGGCUCGGUGGAAAAGGAUCUACCUUGACUCCUAAUCAUUGCUUUUCCACACCUCAUUGUAGUAUUACCCUUACUCUGUUAAAUGCUCAAUAAGUCCUCUAUUGCAACCAUACGAGGUUACCUAAUAAUUAGAUGCGUGCAAAUCUAGUUCAUUGAUGUUACAGUUGAAGAAGAGCGAACACUUUCCUUCAAACUUAAAGCACUUUGAUCAAUGUGGUCCCUGAACAAGUGUGAAGUGAUGCUCAGAAGUCACUACUCUGAUCCAAAUCCGAACUCGCCUGCAAAUUCAGAAGCAGCACACAUGUGUAGCGAGAACAAGUAGGAGUACAACAUGAGGUUUUGGGAGAUCAUGGAGCAGAGCUGGACAGCUGACUGAU